GUGUCCUCUUCAUUACUGGAAACCAGUCUCGAGAGGUUGAAGAAGAAAUCUAAGAUAGACAGUAAGAUAGGGCAAGGAAAAGAAAAACAAAAGCAUGCCGAGGAAGGGACAGAAGUAGCUAAUACUCUUAAAAAGAAUAAAAAGAAUAAAUAUCCAAAAGAGAAAGAAUCUGAAGUAGAUGGUAAAACUUCAGAAGGUGGGCAAAGCAAUACAUCUAAUACACCAAAGAGUAAUAACAAGAGCAAUGUGAAGAAAUUGGCCGAGAAGAACUCCAACUCUGAUAAUGUGAAUAGCUUAGAUAACGCAGAGGAUCAUGCUGACCCUGUCAGGACCCCAGUGAAAAAGAAAAAGAAAAAGAAAAAUGCCAACAAAAGAAACAGGUACAAGGAACUAAAUAUUGAACAGAAUAAGAAAAAAAAUGUCACUUUGGUUAAUGGGGAAUUUCAAGAACAGUCUUCUCACCAUGAAGUGAUCAGUGUUAGUAAUUCUGUUGGCAGUGAGAAUGACACUAAUAAUGAAGUAAGGCAACAACAUGACAAAGCCACUAAUGACAUUUUGGAGACGACUAACAAACCACAGUUGAAUUCACUUAAAUUAGAUCCUAAUAAAGGUCACAAGGUUAUUCUAGAAAAAGCUGAUGACAAGAUAAAACCUAAAAGUCAUAAAGUAAAGAAAAAAAAAAGCACUCUCCCAUCUGAUCAAAUAAAGGAGAGUGUAACUCCUGAUGUUGAAAGUAAUAAUUGUAGCACAAACAUGACUUCAAAGAAGAAAGGGAAGAAGGCUUCAGAAUCCAUAACAAAAGAUAGCAAAAUUAGCGAAAAAAUAAGUCUUGAUAAUAAAAAAGGAAAGAAAAGAAAAUUGUUAAAUGAUGAAAGUGCAAAGAAGAAGACAAAAACAAAUGGUGUUAAGAAGAAAAAUAAAAGUUCCAAAGACUCUGGUAUUUGUAAUAUUCAGGAAGCGUUAGGCGACAAGGAAUCCAAAGACGUAGAUGAUGAGGAAGUGGAUAGUAAACUUAGAGAAGAUUUGGAGGACUAUCUAAAUAAAUUAGAUUUUUCUAAUGUGAACAAUGGCAUUGCAUACGAUGCAGAAUCCUCAGGUAGCAUGGAAACUUUGCUUUUGGGAAAUAUCAGCGAUUCAGGUUCUGAAGAUGAAUACAUUGAAGAUGAGGCACUAGAGGAGACAACCAUUUUAUCAGAGAAAGCAGUUGCAGGUAAAGAAAAAGCUUCAAAAAGUAGUCAGGAUAAAAGCAAAAUUAUUUCCUUGACAGAUGGAAGCAAAAGUUUGUCUGCUGUAGGCAAGAAUAACAAAAAGCCUUUACAUCCACUUAAUCCUACUGUGGGCAAGAAGGAAGGGGCCAAGUUUGACAAGGAUAUUUUGAAUAGAAUGCUUAAAAACUCAGAAGAGAACAACAGUAAUGACACAAAAGCAGCAUCAGGAAAUCCUGCACUCAGUGCUGCAGAAGAAUUAAGAGAAAAAAUGAAAAAUCAGCUUAAUGCUGCUAGAUUCAGGCUUGUGAAUGAGCAGAUGUACACAGCUACAAGUUCUGAGGCAGCAAAGUUAUUUAAAUCAGACCCCAAAUCUUUUGAAGUAUAUCAUACAGGGUUUAAGGCACAGGUUGCUCGAUGGCCAGUGAAUCCAUUGGACAAGAUUAUCAAGUGGCUGCAGAAGAAGCCAAAUACCAUAACAGUUGCAGACUUUGGUUGUGGUGAGGCAGUUCUAGCAGCCAGUGUUCCUCAAAAGGAAGUCUAUUCCUUUGAUCUGGUGGCUUUAAACCCAAGGGUAACAGUUUGUGAUAUGGCUCACACUCCUUUGCCGUCAAAGUCAGUAGAUGUGGCAGUGUUCUGUCUGUCACUGAUGGGUACAAAUAUCAAAGAUUUUGUAUUGGAAGCCAGCCGUGUUCUCAAAAAAGGACCUAUGUUACACCAGGUGGUUCAUGUUGCACACCACUCUAAUGAUUGCAUCAACAUGCCCCGCUCACCCAUUUUAUCACUUUCCAAGUUGAUUUCUGCCUUGUUCUCUGCUAACUGCAUGGAUGGAUCAAGAAAUAGGCAUCCUGAAGAUUGCAGAGGUGGAAAGCAGAAUUAGCAAAACAAAACUUUUUAUGGACCAGAUAGAGAAGUAUGGAUUCAAAUGUACUUAUUCAGACACAUCCACAAAAUAUUUUUACAUGUUUGACUUCAAGAAGUGUGUUAAUGUAAAUAAGAAAGAUGUUCCUGAUGUUAUAUUAAAACCAUGUAAAUAUAAGAAAAGGUAAUGCAAAUAAUAAUAUACACAGUUUGUAAAGAAAGUUUGUAAGUUAUUAUUUUUAUCAGUAAAGGAAAAAAUUUGGCAA
This is a messenger RNA of Macrobrachium nipponense, 2332 nucleotides long. RefSeq names its product ribosomal RNA-processing protein 8-like. NCBI's taxonomy places the organism in Eukaryota, Metazoa, Arthropoda, Malacostraca, Decapoda, Palaemonidae. Gene Ontology annotation, cellular component: nucleolus; rDNA heterochromatin; chromatin silencing complex. Gene Ontology annotation, biological process: rDNA heterochromatin formation; cellular response to glucose starvation; regulation of transcription by glucose. The record is from RefSeq and is a predicted model, not a curated record. Gene Ontology annotation, molecular function: methyltransferase activity.